ACUGUCUAUCUUUGUAUGUGUACUGUGUUUACAUACACAGUUUUGUUUUGCUUUCUUGUUGUAUCUCGUAUGUAUGUCGCGGUAUUGUGAUAUUUAACAAGCAGGCAUUACGAAUUACGGAUUUAAAAUGGAAGAACCAACGGAAAAGAGAAUUCGUAAAACUUCUACCGGAUCUGAAAAUGAUGGCACAAGCUAUGAAAGCUAUGAAAAUCCAAUGGAUUCGAAUAUUUACCUAACCUAUGACAUUUUGAGAAUUGUCUUUACAUAUUUAAAUGGCAUGGACUUAGGAAGAGCCGCGAUGGUUUGCAGGCUCUGGUUAGAAGCUGCAAAUCAUGAAAAAUACACAAGAGGUCCUGAUUGUUUUAUAGAACAUUACCUACAUUUUACAGGUAAAACACGUUGUAUCGAAAAAUCAAAUAUUAAACCAGCUAUAGGAUUUUUUUUUAUUCCUGAAAAAAUACCAACUAAUAUAAAAGGAUGGAUCAGAGAUACACUCCCACAGAAUUGUAAGGCCAUAAUGUUAUAUACUAGUGGUAUUAUUAUCAAUAAAGAAGAGAUCGAAUAUAAAGCAUUUCCAAAUAUAGUAUGCGCACUUUUGCCAGAAGCUCCAAAUGUGAAAAUCAACAGCGCAAUCCUAUGUACAGAAUAUGCUGCGCGAACAUAUCAGCAUGAAUUUUCAUUAUCGUUAUUCGAAGAGCAUAAAAAGAAACUUAUUGAUAUGAUUGAUGAAACACUUAUACCAAAUCAUGACGAGUCUACGUGUUUAAUAUUCUUGUGUAAUGAUUUGAAAGGUGCUAAAAUGGCAACACUUCUGGCCUCGGCUAUACAAGAAUACAGUGGAGAAGAUAGAAUAACUUCUUUAUGGGGUGGUGUUGUAGAUAACAUAAUUUUUAGCAGGCCUUAUGAAUAUUGUAUAGCUGUUCUAAUUACUGGUUCGAUACAAUCAUGGUCUAUAGUUGUAGACAGAAGAUGCAGUACAAAGGAGCAAGUUAUAAAAAGGUUAAGAUUAUUUAAGAACCAAGUAAAAUUAAAGAAACAUUCCGUGGGAUUUAUGUUUGCAUGUAAAGCUCGUGGAUGUGGUAUGUAUGACGAGAAAAAUGUGGAAUCAACGAUAUUCAAGACAUUAUUUCCCGAAGUACCUUUAGUUGGUUGUUUCGGCAACGGCGAGUUUGGGAAAAAUACGAUGCCCAUUGAUGAGAUGGACAAGAAAAUAGAGGGCAAAAAGGACUGGUAUAAUCAAUACUCGACCAUAUUUAUGAUACUUACGUACGGUUGAUGCUUUGAAAGAAGACGCGUAUGGAUGUUUGUGCUACGAUUAUUUUUUUCAUUCGCGCAUUGUUAGAUUUUAACUAGAUCUCUGUCUUUCUUUCUCUUUCGAACUGUUCUUUUUUUCAUUUAUAAUUAUACAUAAACAAUGGGGCUUGCAUUCAUAAAGUAAAAACAUACAACAUGACGAAUGUAUAGCAAUAAAUCUAAAUAUAGAGAUCAUACUUUAUUCUUAAAUGCGUUCUACGAGUGUUUUGUACGAGUUCUAAGAUGUCGUUGUCUGAAGAUUAAAGAAAUAAAUAUAUUAUAUGUAAUAAUAUAUUAUUGUUCGUAUA
This is a messenger RNA of Formica exsecta, 1601 nucleotides long. Its product is annotated as F-box only protein 22-like. Gene Ontology annotation, molecular function: protein binding. Gene Ontology annotation, biological process: protein polyubiquitination; positive regulation of proteasomal ubiquitin-dependent protein catabolic process. The transcript has 5 exons. NCBI's taxonomy places the organism in Eukaryota, Metazoa, Arthropoda, Insecta, Hymenoptera, Formicidae. Bases 128 to 1276 code for a protein of 382 amino acids. The record is from RefSeq and is a predicted model, not a curated record.